Molecule: messenger RNA, 994 nt
Organism: Salvia miltiorrhiza (redroot sage)
Lineage: Eukaryota; Viridiplantae; Streptophyta; Magnoliopsida; Lamiales; Lamiaceae
Product: membrane steroid-binding protein 1
Exons: 2
Coding region: 154-834 (226 amino acids)
Cellular component (GO): membrane; endomembrane system
Source: RefSeq, a predicted model, not a curated record
AUUGUGAUAAUAAUUCUAUAAAUAUGGUGACAAAUAUAAGUAGUUGCAAGUCAGACAGUCCAAAUAGCCGACUCAAUUUCCAACACUCGGCGGCAUAGCAUUCCAGUUUCUUCUUACCCACCACUCCCUCUCUCUCUCUCUCUCUAGAGCGCAAUGGCCCUUCAGUUGUGGGAGACAUUGAAAGAAUCGAUCACCGCCUACACAGGGCUGUCUCCGGCUACUUUCUUCACGGUUCUCGCUCUAGGCCUCACGCUUUACUACGUUGUUUCGAGUUUGUUCGGUUCAUCCGAUGGCGGCCGCGUUCAUGAGAGGCCGAGAGGCUCCGAGGAAGAGAUGGAGCCUCUGCCGCCUCCGGUUCAGCUUGGUGAGAUCACCGCCGAGGACUUGAAACUCUACGACGGCUCUGAUUCGAAGAAGCCUCUACUCAUGGCCAUCAAGGGUCAGAUCUAUGAUGUCUCGCAGAGCAGGAUGUUCUAUGGACCUGGUGGACCGUAUGCUUUGUUUGCGGGAAAGGAUGCUAGCAGAGCUCUUGCAAAAAUGUCUUUUGAGGAUAAAGAUCUGAAUGGUGACCUCACUGGGCUGGGCGUGUUUGAGAUGGAAGCUCUGCAAGAUUGGGAAUACAAGUUCAUGAGCAAAUAUGUGAAGGUGGGAACCGUCAAGGCAACCGUGCCAGUAAGUGAUGGUGCCACCGAAGGUGAAGCAAGUGAUGCGGCUGAAGCAGCUGAGGGUCAUGUUGCUAAACCUGCUGAAGAUGGUCCAUCAGAGACUACUCCUAAAGAAGCUGAGGAAAGCGCAACUGCUGCCGCUGAUGUUGAUGUCGAGAAAAAGGAGUGAAAUAUCAAAUAUCAAUAUGUUAAUGCAAAUCGGGUUGGAUGAUACUUUACCCUUAUUUACAUCAUUUCUAUCUUAUGACAGCCCUUGUACAUCGCCACCUGCCUACUUUUUUUUGUUUAAUAAUGACUUGAAGCUUAUAGAGCUGGGUUUUAUUCGCGAA